Molecule: messenger RNA, 627 nt
Organism: Mus pahari (shrew mouse)
Lineage: Eukaryota; Metazoa; Chordata; Mammalia; Rodentia; Muridae
Product: translation initiation factor IF-2-like
Exons: 2
Coding region: 1-627 (208 amino acids)
Source: RefSeq, a predicted model, not a curated record
AUGUCCGUGCUCCGGCCCGGGCGGCGUCUGGAGCGGCCGCAGAAACCGCUCAGCCCAGCCUGGCAGUCGGCUCCAUCAACGCACGGCGGGGCUCAGCCGAGGAAGCAAAGGAAAGCAGAAGGGGGCGAGCGAGACGCCAGGGAGGCGACGGAGGAGGCGCGCCGGGCCCGGCUAGGCACACCGGGCGAGCAGCCUCCGCUCGGCUCCACCGCCUCCAGCGCGCUCGCUCACGGCUCCGCGCCUCGCGGCCCGGGGCGCCGGGUGGCUGCCGAUGGGGUAAACGAGGCACCGGGGUUGCUCGGGCCUUUCUCCCCGGCUGCUUCGCCCUCGUCCUGCCCUGCCCUGCCCACCCGGCUCCGCGGGCCUGGCCCGCUUACCCCGAGCACCGCCGCGCCCCGCCGGACUGGCCGCCCGGCCGGGCGCAGGCUCCCUCAAAGGCCGCCGGGCUCGCGCGGCUCCGCUCGCCUCGGCGCUGGCAGUGAAGGGGCCGGCCCCGCGCGCCGGGAGGGAGCUUUUAAAGCGACACACACGCCUCCCAGCGCCCAGAACCGAGCGCGCGAGCCGGGGGGUCUUGCCACCCUAGGGAGCGGGUUGGACUGGGCGCCAGCGGGACUGGAGGAGAGCUAG